This is a messenger RNA of Gekko japonicus, 2861 nucleotides long. It is a transcript of the gene FERMT3, whose product is annotated as fermitin family member 3. Gene Ontology annotation, molecular function: integrin binding. Gene Ontology annotation, biological process: integrin-mediated signaling pathway; cell-matrix adhesion; leukocyte cell-cell adhesion. Bases 1 to 1974 code for a protein of 657 amino acids. The transcript has 14 exons. NCBI's taxonomy places the organism in Eukaryota, Metazoa, Chordata, Lepidosauria, Squamata, Gekkonidae. Gene Ontology annotation, cellular component: cell-substrate junction. The record is from RefSeq and is a predicted model, not a curated record.
AUGGCUGGUAUAAAGACAGCCAGUGGGGAAUAUAUCGAUGACUCUUGGGAGCUCAGCGUGUUCGUGGAGGAUCUGGGGUCUGAGGCUGACCCGGUCCCACUCCGGAUCUCCGGCAGCAUGCAUAUCGGAGGCGUCAUGCUCCAGAUAGUGGAUAAAUUAGAACUGCAGCGAGAUUGGUCAGACCAUGCCCUGUGGUGGGAGCAGAAGAAAAUGUGGCUGUUGAAUACACAUUGGAGCCUGGAUAAAUAUGGGGUUUUGGCUGAUGCCCGCCUGCUGUACACUCCACAGCACAAGCCGGUGCGUCUUUCCUUGCCGAACCACUGCGCCGUUCGUAUCCGAGCCAACUUUGCCCAGCCAGUCUUCAGCGCAGUGAUCGACAUCUGCAGGGUUCUUGGUAUCCGCCAUCCUGAAGAAUUGUCCUUGCUGCGUGCACCUGCAGAGAAGGAGAAGCGGAAGCACAAGGAGAAAGAAGGAAGCGCCACGGAGACCUAUGACCUGACGGGAGUGCGGCUCCCAACAAAUGCAGAGCAGCAGCUGUUCCGUGGGAUGCCGGCACACUUUUCAGACAGUGCCCACACUGAAGCCUGUUACAGAAUGCUGUCCAUCAGUCAGACCGGGCUGACCCCGGAGCAGAUCUUGCGCAAGCACCGGCCAGGAUCCCUUGUCGAGAAGACUCAGAUCAACAGCAGGUGGUUGGAUUCAUCACGGACUCUGCUGCAGCAGGAUAUUAAGGAAAACGACCAUCUGUGGCUACGCUUCAAGUAUUACAGCUUCUUUGACCUAGAGCCAAAGUAUGAUGCUGUGCGGAUAAACCAGCUGUACGAACAGGCCCGUUGGUCUGUGCUGCUGGAGGAGACAGAUUGUACUGAGGAAGAGAUGGUGGUCUUCGCUGCUCUGCAGUAUCGGAUCAACCAGCUGUCCUUGAACACCGGCCCCACAGACCACGCUGGAGACUCCGGCCUCGAUGACCUGGAUGCCGCUCUUGCCACGCUGGAGGUCAAACUGGAGGGGAAAUCGACGACUCCGAAUGUUCUGGACAGUCUCACAGCGAUCCCAGAACUGAAGGAUUACCUCCGAAUACUCAGGCCCCGCAAGCUGACGCUCAAAGGUUACAAGCAGUACUGGGUGACCUUCAAAGAGACCUCCAUCUCCUACUACAAGAGUCCUGAGGAAGCCCUUGGAGAACCGGUGCAACAGCUCAACCUCAAGGGCUGCGAGGUGGUACCCGAUGUCAACAUCUCAGGGCAGAAAUUCUGCAUCAAGCUACUGGUUCCUUCGCCAGAUGGAAUGAGUGAAAUUCACUUGCGCUGUGUAGAUGAGCAGCAGUACGCCCGCUGGAUGGCUGGGUGCCGGCUGGCGGCAAAAGGUAAAACCAUGGCGGACGCAUCGUACCAGGCUGAGGUGCAGAACAUCCUGUCCUUUCUACAACUGCAGCGGGCCAACCCGGACGCUCCCCUCGCCACCGAAGCCGAGGGCGCCCAGUGGCUGGUGUCGCCCCGUUACCAGAAGAAAUUCAAACCCAAGCAGUUAACCCCACGCAUCCUGGAAGCCUAUCAGAACGUGGCUCAGCUCUCACUCAUCGAUGCCAAGAUGAAAUUUAUCCAGGCCUGGCAGUCGCUCCCCGAUUUCGGCAUCUCUUACUUCGUAGUCAGGUUCAAGGGCAGCCGGAAGGACGAAAUCCUGGGCAUUGCCAAUAACCGCCUGAUCCGCAUUGACCUGGCUGUCGGGGACGUGGUGAAGACGUGGCGAUACAGCAACAUGCGCCAGUGGAAUGUCAACUGGGAUAUCCGCCAGGUCGCCAUUGAGUUCGAUGAACACAUCAACGUGGCAUUCAGCUGCAUCUCUGCCAGCUGCAAGACGGUGCACGAAUAUAUCGGUGGCUACAUCUUCCUGUCGACCCGCACGGCCGACAGUGGCCAGGAGCUGAAAGAAGACCUCUUCCACAAGCUGACGGGAGGCCACGAAGCCCUCUGACCUGGCACCACCCAGCCUAACCUUCUCCCCUGGAGCCAUAUGGGCAGGCCUGCCUCCUCAAGCAGCUGUCUGGCCAGUGCUGAUGGGAACCUGAGGCGUCCCCUAAGGACUUGAUAAGCCAAGCUACACCUGACGCUGGAGGCCGGGGAUCAGAUUUCCACCCUUCAUUAGCUUCUGAAAGCAUCUCUGUGGGGUCUCUGGGAUGGCAGGAGAAGGUGACUCUCCCCUACAGUUGCCAACUUCCAGGUGAGGCCUGGAGUCCCCCCUGAAUCACAACCAAUCUCCAGACCACAGAGAUCGGUUCCCCUGGAAGAAAUGGCGGUUCAGAGGCUGGGCUCUAUGGAAUCAUGUCCCUGCUGAGUUCCGUCCCCUCCCCAGGGUUCACCCCCAAAUCUCUGGGAAUUUUCCAAUCCGGAGUUGGCAACUCUGUAAUCUUCCCCCCACUCCCAAAAGCACUAUUCUCGAAACAGGCACAACCACAACCCGUGCCACUUUUUGCCUUGUUAAGGGGAAAAAGAAAGUCCUGGGAGUGUGUGUGUGUCUCCCCCCCCCCAUAUUAGGGCUAGAAGCAGGUGGGGGGCAGUUUCAGGGAAACAGCAUGGGGGGGGGAGUUGGCCCUCCUCGUGGGUUCCUCUGCAGCCGCUUGUGAAUUUCCCACUGGCAGAUUUGAUUCCCCCGGGGCCUUGGGUAGUUUGGCUGAAGGAAAAGAGGGAGUCUGGGCUACAUAAGGAAGGGAUUGAUAGGAAGGUGGUAGCUGGGGACUGCCCAUCUUAUUUUAACAGUAUUGGAGUUUUCAAAGUCUGUUUUAUUGAAGGGCCCCUCAUAUGGGUGUUGCUUUUUGUUUUCUUAUCUGCCCCGAAGAGCUAUAAAUAAAAAUGUCCUUCCUG